AUGUCUGACAUCGACAAGUCGUUUGUCUUUCUCCAGGACAACAUCCCACAAUGGCUGCACCAAAUCACGACCGCCGAUGACAGGGUCACGGCAAUGCAACACGAAAUCACAAAAGUAUCCAUAUCACAGUCGCCGUUCGCAAAGCACAAAUCAGAUUCGACCGCUUCCAUACGCCCAGGCAAACUAGACGCCAUUGCAGAAGACGCCGCGCCCGCCGACCCUAUUGUGAGCCGGAAACGCAAGUCUCUCUCAGUUACCUCGGACCAGGAACCCGACUCCGCACGACAUCGCUCUCGGGUCAUGGUUGUUACGAGCUAUGAUGGGGACAUGCAAAGGUCUUUUGAAUUACUGGUUCGCGCUUUCGGAACAGGGCGCAACCUGCUACGAAAGGCCAAGAUGGAAGCCAGGAUGAAUGACAUGGCCACCAUGGCAUCCUCUAGCGAGGAGGAGGAUGAUGAUGACGAUGAUGACGAAGAUGAAAUCAGUCCAGCCAAAGUAAACUACAAAGCACGCAUGUCGGCACUGCGAGCACGAUCGGCAGCAAGACGAAGUGGCCGGUUAGGUGUCAGUAGCGGUGUAGAGACACCAGCAGAAUUAUUCGACUCCACAGAUAAGAUACUCGAACAAGCACAAGAAUUAUGCGAAAAGGCAGCGCAUCUCACCCUGCGCGACGGCGACUGCAGAAAAGAACUAGCGACAAUACGGAAAAGCUUUGAGACCCUUUUAGAGACUGCCAAGACCGAAGUCGACAAAUGCAACGCGCGCAAGUCGCAAGACCCACCAGAGUUGCAAGCACAUGAAACCUCGGAUACCUCCAUGUCGUCGCUCGAGCCCGAGCCCGUCUAUCGGAAAGACGUACACUCGCUGCCCGUAGCCCACGAACAUUCCAAGUCCGCCGCCGGCUCAAGAGAUGCCGUCGUCGCGAAACCAUUAAACUCCCUCAACAUCGAGGUUGAUGAAAAUGAUGAUUCAGAUGAGGAGUUCGUUUUACCUCCCAUCCGACUCACAUCCCGCUUUAACCGAUGA
Bipolaris oryzae ATCC 44560 is the source of this 1026-nucleotide messenger RNA. RefSeq lists its product as uncharacterized. Lineage: Eukaryota; Fungi; Ascomycota; Dothideomycetes; Pleosporales; Pleosporaceae. The transcript has a single exon. The record is from RefSeq and is a predicted model, not a curated record. The coding region runs from base 1 to 1026 and encodes 341 amino acids.